Messenger RNA from Parnassius apollo (apollo), 1275 nucleotides. NCBI's taxonomy places the organism in Eukaryota, Metazoa, Arthropoda, Insecta, Lepidoptera, Papilionidae. The record is from the annotation of a GenBank genome assembly.
AUGUCUUCAUUUACUCAAAUAUGUCGACUGAGUAACUACAUAGUUGGGAGUUAUAAAACAGUUCUUUACCCAAGGAAGAAUUGGUUAAAUACUGUACCUGUAUGUAGUUAUACUAAGAAAUCAGCUGAAGAUAGAUUGGGAAUAGAGAAGCCGAAAAGACCAUUGACCCCUUUCUUCAAAUUCAUGACACAAAUGAGACCGGCACUUAUUGCUAAAAAUCCUGGAAUCACAUCAAAAGAGGCUAUUGUAUGGAGUUCUAAACAUUGGCAGGAACUAGAUAGUGAGACAAAAACACAAAUGGUUAAAGAAUAUGAAAAAGAUCUAGAGGAUUACAAAAAAAUUAAAGAAAUGUAUCAAGCAUCAUUGACAGAACAACAAAAAGAAGACAUAAAGAGAGUUAAAGCAGAAAUGGCUGCAGCAAAGGAGAAGAGAAAAUUGAAAGCUGAAUUUAAAGAAUUGGGAAAACCUAAAAAACCCAUGUCUUCAUACUUUCUUUAUUCACAAACAAAAAAGGAUAUCUUUAAGGAUUUAAGUAUGAAAGAGUACCAGGAGAAGGUUAAAGCAGACUGGUUAAAAUUGCCUGAAAGUGAAAGGACAAAAUACGAAAAACAAGCCCAAGCAUUAAUGGACAAAUAUAAGAAAGACUUAGAAGCAUGGGAAAUGAAAAUGAUUGCAAUUGGACGUACAGAUUUAGUUCGCCAUAAGCCUGUACGGCAACCGAAGAAGACAAAGGUUGAAAAUAUUACGCAUGUGCAUAGUUUUGAUAAGCAAACAUACAGUGUCACUAGUCCAAGUAAUCUACAAAAACCAGUACAAAGUGAAGUUUCAAACAGUAUUCAAGAAGUUAACAAGAAACAGUCUGAUGAGCGUCAGAGCACGGGUGAAACGACAACUGAUCAAACUCCGCCAGAAGUGCAAAAAAAUAACACAAAGGAUAUAGAUAUUAAAACCAAAUACAACAAAUUCGAAGAACUAUUAAUUACAAGAGUGAAGAGUAACCCUAGUAAUAGAAAAGAAGGGAUAAAAUGGCUAACAAAUGAAACCAAAGAAUUGUUAAGAAACAGAGCCACACUAACAUCGAUGACCCAAAAAACAAAAGCAUCAAGGAAAGAUAUAGCUGACUUAAGUAAGAAAUUCAAAUCUAACAUGAGAAGAGACCGCCAAAGACACAGGUUAGAUUUAAUAGAAAGAUGUUAUUCAAGAGACAGGAGGCACCAAAAAAGCAUUCAAAAAAUUGAAGGAAAAAAUAGAGCGGAUACCCAGUAUCACAGAUAG